Molecule: messenger RNA, 1080 nt
Organism: Eremothecium sinecaudum
Lineage: Eukaryota; Fungi; Ascomycota; Saccharomycetes; Saccharomycetales; Saccharomycetaceae
Gene: SEN2
Product: tRNA splicing endonuclease subunit SEN2
Exons: 1
Coding region: 1-1080 (359 amino acids)
Biological process (GO): tRNA splicing, via endonucleolytic cleavage and ligation; tRNA-type intron splice site recognition and cleavage
Cellular component (GO): tRNA-intron endonuclease complex
Molecular function (GO): tRNA-intron lyase activity; nucleic acid binding
Source: RefSeq, a predicted model, not a curated record
AUGCCCAAAUUCAAUCCAAAUAAAAGCAAAUAUGCGCAUCCACUACCCCUAGAGUGUAUUAAUCUUCCACAAGUUCUGCCACACAAUCCUGUAUCUUGGUUAUAUUUCUGUUACAGGUACAUUACCUCUAUUAAUAAAAUAUGCGAGAAGAUUCCACUGACAAUUAGCGAUGAAGGGAAGCUUCUAGUGAUCUCAAAAACGCAUAUAAAAUACUUAUGGAGUCAUGGAUUCUUUGGCACUGGGCAGUUAUCUCGCAGUGAACCAACAUGGCAUGCGCGUACAACAGAUAGACUCCAGAUUGGUAAAGGCGUACAACAGACCAGAAGACUAGAGGAGAUAACACAACUUAGACGUACACAAAGGCUAGAAUAUAAGAAGGAAAGGGCAAAGUUUGAGGAGAAGAUGCUAACAUUAAGGCAACAAGGCGCCUUGGAUGAAGAGAUCAUAAUUCAAGAGCGGCUCUUCUUACGUCAGUUGCGAGACAAAGAAUUGGAAGGAACCUUACAGCAUCAAGGCAGUUCUCCAAAAAAGGUGCGUUUAGAAGAUACUGAUCUAAUUUUAGAGGAUGGGAACACGAUACUAGAUCUAGAAAACCUGGAGCUUAUGCCAGUAGAGGCGUUGUUUCUGACAUUUGCUCUACCGAUACUAGCAAUCCGAACCCAAGACCUACUUUCUUUAAUUCUGACUGAUGAUCCAACAAUAGAUGAAAUAUUGGGAAUAUGCAGAAAAUAUGUUGUAUAUCAUCACUAUAGAUCUCGGGGAUGGUGUGUUCGGUCAGGAAUUAAAUUUGGUUGCGAUUUUAUAUUAUACAAGAGGGGGCCACCUUUUCACCACGCUGAAUUCUGUAUAAUGAUACUAGCAGCAGAAAAGCCAUCUCCAGAUUACACUUGGUUUUCUACCGCUGCAAGAGUUGUUGCUGGAGCCAAAAAGUCCCUUGUGCUGACAUAUGUAAAUACCGAAUGUUCUAAGGAACAAAUUAUGUCAUUCUGGGACCAGCAGAAUUACCUGGAAUUAUUCUCCGUCUUUAAAGUCGGUGAACUGACUUACAAGCGAUGGAUUCCUGGCAAAAAUAGAGAUUGA